GUUUGUCUCUACUCCAUAUCCUUAUAAAGCGCAUGAGCCUCUCCCCCACUCACUCCUCUCUCAAAAAAUCAAAGUCUCUUGAGCCUAGCUAUUUGCUCAAAGCAGCUGGGUCUUUCAUCAAUAAUGGCAGAUCCAGCCAUGUACGAGUACCAUGACUUCCUCCUAAAUAACAAACAGCCCCCACACCAUCACCUCCUCCUUCAUCAUCAUCAUCAGCAGCAGCAGUCACCCUGUCUAGGACCAUCACCACCAGCAAAAAGCCAACCCACCACAAAACCACCGGCAUCGUCAUCGCGUUCUUCGUCGUCUAAACCUGGUCGCGUAUUCCCAUGCCUCUUCUGCCCUCGCCAGUUCUACACCUCUCAAGCUCUCGGCGGCCACCAAAACGCCCACAAGCGCGAGCGAGCCGCUUCCAGAAACAGACCACCUCUGCUCGGAUCAGCCUACCACCAGAACCAGGAGCCCUCUCCCUCUCCGCCGUCGUUUCAUCAUCACCAGAACCAUUAUCUGCAGGGACGUCAUUUUGAUCCCCAUCGUCAGGCGGCGUCUCUUGACCUUCAGUAUCCAACACCAACAAAUGGAGGGCUAAUAAUCGGCACACCAACAAACACCACUGCCUUCAUGGACGACCAGCAGCAACAGAUGCAGAUGCAGAGCUACUAUUGGUUUGAUGAGUCGAAUGCCAGCAAUAGCUUGAAUCAGGAGGAGUACCAGUACUACUCCACUCAUCCUCUUCCAUCUGGGUUUCUUGCGGCCUCUCCUGCUUUCAUCUCGACCCCAACUCCAACUCCAACUCCAACUCCAACUACAAGUGCGAGUACCACUACUACUACUACUACUCAUGAUUCUUAUUAUUCUGCCCAACCAAAUGUGGACCUCACCCUCCGCUUAUGAUCGAUCGAGCCAUUUCUGUGUCACGUACUUGACCAGUCAGUGAGUUUUGCAUUUUUCAGUUUGCAGUAGCACUAGUAGUCCAGUCAAGUAGUCCUCCUGUCUUCAUUUUUAAUUACAGUAGUGGUCAAGUGGGUUUUGCUCAAGUAGCCAGCUAUCUAGUACUCUUUGUCAAAUUGAGUUGGGGAAUUAAUUAAGGACCGAGUUUGAAGAUGGAUCGAUCGAUGCACUUGGGUCUUUAAUUUUGAGCUAGCUACCUCUUCUCUCUCUCUCUCUCUACGUUACACAUAUAUUGAUGAUCCACAUAUGGAUCGAUGAAAUUAGAUGAGUUAGUAGUUUCAGGAUGACCAGUUUCAUUAAUUCAAACUUGUUGUUGAGCAUUCACAUCAAUAUUGG
Rosa chinensis is the source of this 1287-nucleotide messenger RNA. Its product is annotated as putative cyclin-dependent serine/threonine-protein kinase DDB_G0272797/DDB_G0274007. The coding region runs from base 124 to 894 and encodes 256 amino acids. Gene Ontology annotation, molecular function: DNA-binding transcription factor activity. NCBI's taxonomy places the organism in Eukaryota, Viridiplantae, Streptophyta, Magnoliopsida, Rosales, Rosaceae. The record is from RefSeq and is a predicted model, not a curated record. The transcript has a single exon.